Molecule: messenger RNA, 1292 nt
Organism: Chlorella variabilis
Lineage: Eukaryota; Viridiplantae; Chlorophyta; Trebouxiophyceae; Chlorellales; Chlorellaceae
Product: casein protein kinase 2 alpha subunit
Exons: 11
Coding region: 210-1244 (344 amino acids)
Biological process (GO): protein phosphorylation
Cellular component (GO): nucleus; cytosol; protein kinase CK2 complex
Molecular function (GO): ATP binding; protein serine/threonine kinase activity
Source: RefSeq, a predicted model, not a curated record
CCUCCCUGGUCACAGGAUCGCCCCUGCCUGCUUUAGCCCUGGUGCGGGCCUUUGCGCGGUGCCAGUCUUGCAGGCCCUUCUGGCGCUCUCCCUGCAACCAGCCUUUCCGCCAAGGGUGCCGCGGCAGGCCGGUGCUAGCGGCUCUGCUGCAGCCGUAUCCCCUGCACCCCUUCCACGCCGCCCCCUCAUCAUUGGCGGCGCCCAAGCCAAUGGCAAGAGUCUAUUCCAAAGCGUACAGAAGCGACGCCAUGACCUCGCUCGCACGCGUAUAUGCCGACACCAACGUGAACAACCCAAAGGAGUACUGGGACUAUGAAAACCUGGCGAUCGACUGGGGGAGCCAGGACGACUAUGAAGUGGUGCGCAAGGUGGGGCGGGGCAAGUACAGCGAGGUUUUCGAGGGGGUCAACACCAGAAACAACGAGAAAUGUAUCAUCAAGAUCCUUAAGCCGGUGAAGAAGAAAAAGAUCAAGCGCGAGAUCAAGAUCCUGCAGAACCUGUUUGGGGGCCCCAACGUCAUCCAGCUGCUGGAUGUGGUGCGGGACCCGCAGUCCAAGACGCCAUCGCUCAUCUUCGAGUAUGUCAACAACACCGAUUUCAAGGUGGUGCUGUACCCCACCUUGUCCGAUUACGACAUUCGCUACUAUGUCAUGGAGAUCCUGAAGGCGCUGGACUUCUGCCACUCCAAGGGCAUCAUGCACCGCGAUGUCAAGCCGCACAACAUCAUGAUAGACCACUCGCAGAAGAAGCUGCGGUUGAUAGACUGGGGGCUGGCAGAGUUCUACCACCCUGGGCGCGAGUACAACGUGCGCGUGGCAAGCCGGUACUUUAAGGGGCCCGAGCUGCUGGUGGACCUGCAGGACUACGACUACAGCCUGGACAUGUGGAGCCUGGGGUGCAUGCUGGCAGGCAUGAUUUUCCGCAAGGAGCCCUUCUUCUACGGCCACGACAACUACGACCAGCUUGUCAAGAUCUGCAAGGUGCUGGGCACCGACAGCUUCUACGCCUACCUCAACAAGUACGGGCUGGAGCUGGACCCGCAGCUAGAGGCGCUUGUGGGCAGGCAUUCGCGAAAGCCAUUUACCAAGUUUGUGAACAGCGACAACCAGCACCUGGUGAGCGCCGAGGCGAUAGAUUUCAUUGACAAGCUGCUGCGCUACGACCACCAGGAGCGGUUGACAGCCAGGGAGGCGAUGGCGCACCCAUUCCUGGCGCCCGUGCGGGCAAAGGAGGGCGGCCAGUGAGCCGACAAAUGUCGCCGCGCUGCUCCUAUGUAAUUCAUGACAGAGCGC